Molecule: messenger RNA, 1063 nt
Organism: Gymnodraco acuticeps
Lineage: Eukaryota; Metazoa; Chordata; Actinopteri; Perciformes; Bathydraconidae
Exons: 7
Coding region: 35-964 (309 amino acids)
Source: RefSeq, a predicted model, not a curated record
GAAAAAAAAGGACGAGGCCGUGAUUAGGGAGAAGAUGCAGCGUACCUUCUCGCUUAGGAGACAGGAGAUUCUCCAGGAGCCAAAGAUUCCAGAGUUCCUAAACAAAUGGCCAGCACUAUUUGACGUCAGUGAGAUCAACUUGGAGUUUAUGCGGCUGACGACUGUACCUCUGACCUCCAAAUUCCUUGGAGAACUGGACCGCCUGACCGACGACCUGAUCAGAGUUUUCCAUACCAAAGGUGGAGCUGCAGGAAGAAAGAUCAGAGCCGUGAUGGCAAAGACGGAUAAUAGUGCAGACAUCAACGUGAGGCAUGAUUGUGUGCUGAGCUGUCUGAGCAUCUACCUCAAUGAAGACCUGGACACACUGGUCAAAGAAUAUGUGGAAGUAAAUCCACAUGGUCCGGAGGAGCUUGAGGUUAAGGGUCGGGUCCUGGCACCUAAGCGCCUCCAAUAUGCCAGUGACGACAAUUCUGCCCCAAACAAGAAGGCAGCUGAGGAUCUGAGGCAGUCAGUAAAGCCAAAGCCGGAUGUCAAGAGGUCAAAGGCUUCAUUGGAUACAGUGCAGUCUCUUCUGUCUCCCCGGAAAUCCUUACAUCUUAAAGAAGCUCGGAACCUUACCCUCAGAGGAGGACUAACCUAUGAACAUGACAUCGAAUGCCGUGAGGCCGAGGCAGACGUCGCAGGGACGACUAUGGCAAUCUACACCGUUCGAGCUGAGAGUGAUGGUCCUGGUGGCCGCUUUGCAGAUGUCGGUGUGGUCCUGGAAGGGGUCGAAGUUCUCCACAACCUCCAGAGUAUCAACCAUGCAUGCGUGAUGCUUUAUGGGUUGAUCUACGCACUUAAUCUAAGCUAUCCAAAAAGCUUGAAGAAUACAUUCGAAGUUUACCAGAAGAUCCUGAUGGACCUGGAAUCGUCCAAGCUUUCCCCCAAAGUACAAGCACUGAAACUCAAAUUGCUCAGGUGAUUCACAGAAAGCUAGAAACGGCAGGUGCUCAGUCAACACUUUGUUUAACCUUCCUAACUUGUCUCUGUUCUAUUAAAGUUAGAAAACAUUGUACAUGUU